This is a messenger RNA of Aspergillus tubingensis, 2019 nucleotides long. RefSeq lists its product as uncharacterized. The record is from RefSeq and is a predicted model, not a curated record. The transcript has 2 exons. Bases 1 to 2019 code for a protein of 672 amino acids. NCBI's taxonomy places the organism in Eukaryota, Fungi, Ascomycota, Eurotiomycetes, Eurotiales, Aspergillaceae.
AUGGAAAACGACGGGGAACCAGGGAAGGGAAACCGAGUAUCCCUCAAGCGAAAAAGAAUGGACUUCGAAGACGAUGGGUCGACGGAAGAUGACAUUGGAACCGACGAAUUCGAUGACUCCGAGGAAGAAGAAUGGUGGGAGGAAGAUGAGAGCAGCGAUGAUAGCGAAGAAAUGGAUCAUGAACAGGACAUUGAAGAGCACGAGUAUACCGCCUCCAGUGACCCGGCACGAAUGCUGAAGAUUCGGCUCUUUUUGACCGACGGACAAGUAGGCGGAUCCAAAUGGAUGAAAAGCUUUGUCGUCAAAUGCACUUGCGAUGGUGUCGCUGUCGCAAGCGCUCUGGCUCGGUAUAUUGAUCGAGAGGGCAUGCGCUCUAAAUUCUGGGAGAGGAUGGAAGAGCCCAGUGAGGAAACGUGCGAUGUGGCCUUCCAUAUCUUUGAUCGGUACGGAACAGUCAAGACUAAGUAUAAGGACCACCCAGUUCAAAGAGGAACUGGUAUAUGGGGGAAAGAGCUUGAUCAUGGCCCUCUUUUCCUAAUCGAAAAAGUCCAUGUUACAGCAAUGGAACUCCGUCGGAAAGGGCUGGGACAGAGAGUAGUGUCUUUGCUGUUGGAAAAGGCCAAGCGGUUCUGGCUAGACGAUAAGCCAGACGGUGAGCACGCAGAUUUUAUCUACGGUUCUAACGAGGCGUUUGAACGAGCUUGGACUCUACAUGCUUUAGUCAGCCCCGGAAUAUUAACAGCUGAUAUCGAAUCGCAAUUAGGGGACAAGUCUGCAGAAGAACGCCUAAUGACGCGGGUUCGAGUUCAAUCCGGAGCCAUUGACUUUUGGCGAUCGUGCGGUUUCCGCCGAAUCGGAGCAUCUCGAUGUUUUGCAUAUUCGUUCGAUCUCCAACAUCAAUCUCGCACCCUUGCGGUAACUUCUGAUAUCGAUCCGCGCACAAGCCAUGCUGAAGAUCUUGAGGACGAAGAAUUGGAAGUUAUCUAUGAAGCAGCUCCUUCUACUGAGGUAAAGAGACUGAAAAUGGACAGACUUCGUGACUCUUUGCCGCUGCAUCACGCGGCUCUUACUCUGAUGGAUGAAGAACUCAAAGCUUUUUUCGUCUUUCAUGCCUCCGAUGAGCUUGGCUGGGAACGAGUGACCAAUUCUGAAGCCACGCUUCUGCAUUUAACGGCAUCCGAGCUCAAACCCCUGAGCACACGGUGGCUACUGGAGAAUGUUCACCACGCCAACUCCUGGAAGACAGCCCGUGAUCUUAACGGGUACACACCACUCGGAGCAUUGCAGGAGAAGUUAGAGACAAUGCGUACACAAAAGCCAUAUGGCCUUUUCAGAAUCUUGAAUGUGUCAGAUCACUUCAAAGGGUAUCCUGACACCGCAGUGUCCUGUCUAUCCUUGUUGUUGGGACGGGAUGCUUCAGGGCGUGAUAAAACACGCCUCCGAUACGGAUGUACAUGUGGAGGGUGCUUAGAAGGAUUUCUAUCCCCCCGAAUGAGGAGCUCUUUGAUUUUUCAGGGCGAGACCAACUACGACGUCUAUCAGGAGAAAAUUGAUGAUGGCAGCUUUUGGAUACAGGCCAACGACUACAUCCUCGUGCACCUCGAUCCCGAUGUGCGAAGGAACCUCAAAACCAACAAAUCACUGCGAAAAGGCUUUGUAAAUAUUUUCCGAAUCGCUGUGGAGUGUCUCAAUUCUGGAAGAGCUCCUACUGCUGCAAAUAUCGAGUGGCGCUGUAACAAUCGGAGCGAGUGGCCACCGGAUACCAAGAACUACCUGCGACGCGCUGGGACGCAGAUGGGCUGUCGGGCAGUGCUUCGGUACAUGUUCGAUGCUGCUAAGGAAGCGGAUGAGAAAGCAGGUAAUGGAGAGUGUCAACGCAUAUUGAAGAAGGAAUGGUCAGACCUACCGACUUGCAGAAACGAUCACGAGUUUGAAUUUGCUGCCAGGGCUUGUGGUUACAGUGGUGAUGAUUCUACUUCGUUCCCAUAUUGGUAUACCAAUGUCUUUUUUUCCCCCUAG